Messenger RNA from Cantharellus anzutake, 454 nucleotides. RefSeq lists its product as uncharacterized. The transcript has 5 exons. The record is from RefSeq and is a predicted model, not a curated record. The coding region runs from base 128 to 376 and encodes 82 amino acids. Lineage: Eukaryota; Fungi; Basidiomycota; Agaricomycetes; Cantharellales; Hydnaceae.
GUCGAUCUGAUGCAUUCCAUGACUACAAUUUUCCCUUUCGUAUUGAAGGACUGAUUCAGCACUUCGACUGCUCACGACAUAUGCCAUCAACUCGGGUGUGCUAACUAGCGCGAUCGCAAUAGUGAUCAUGUUUGAUUUCGCACUCUACGGCCUCCAUUUCGUACAUUUUGCUCUUUGCCCCUCUCUUGGUGGUAUUUAUACCGGUAGCCUUUUGGCAAAGUACGUCCAUAGGGCCAUCAAUCAUUACUUUCUUACGGGGCCCAUCUUGCAAUUUCACGAUAGCCUACAUUCCCGCAAGAGAGCACGGGAACGACUUCUUCCUGAUGGAGACAACAUCCCUGGAAUACGUUUAUCACUUCCCCCAGACACUGCAUGAAAUAUGACCACCCGCUUUGUCGAGAGUAGAAAACGCAAAUUUGAGCCAACCUAUUGACGCGAUGUUAUGCAUCCACUG